UAAAAUUGUAACAUAAAAUUAAACACAGUCCAUGACACAAUACUGGAUAUUUACAUUCACUUAUCUGACGAUGCUCACAAUUUCAAUUCACUGAAAGCCUCCCAAUUCUACCUUCAAGAGGAUGCCACACUCAUACCUCACCUCUCUUCCUCCGAGCCGCGGGUAUGCGCUCAGUGGGCGUGUACGCGCAGAGUCCCAUCCCUCCUCUCCUCUCCAUAGCCCAUAGUACCGUUAAAACAUUCCUCCAAUCAGAGUCGCUUCUAAGAACUUUGCAAAGUGGAGUAUGUCGGGUACCAUAUGUUCACUUUCACUCGGGUUUGGUUCGGCUCAGUAGGAGGUGUUGGUCCUAUUGGCUCGGCAUUGUCUUUAUGCAAACAGCUCCUUUCACCGACGCCAUGUCUAUUGUCACCGCCAAGGUUUAUAUGGAGGCAGCGGUGGACCUAAGGAUUACACCCGUCUGAGGAGCGCUGAUUCAGGCGGUUUCUCUUUGAGCCCCUGACAGCUUCGUCACAGUCAUGAGUUGUCUGGAUGUGAUGUUUCACCAGAGUUAUGGAGGCCACUACCUCCCUGCGUCUUCAGCAGCAGCAGCCUACAAAGCAGCAUACUAUCACCAUCAGCACCAGCAACAGAAGAAGCUGGGUGUUUACAGUAGGAUGCAGCAGGACAGCACCGAGCAGCAGUUUCCAGGGGGGAGACAGCAACAGCAGCGUGGGGGUGGAGGGAGGAGGCUGGCUGGGGAGAAGGGGGUCCGACAGGGCCUGGAGGUAUCUGGGCUGGGGGGCUCUUGGAGGUCUGGGAAGGACAGCCAGCCGGCUGAGGCAGAGUACCUGAGCUCCAGGUGUGUCCUGUUCACCUAUUUCCACGGCAACAUCGAGGAUGUGGUGGAUGAGCAUUUCUCCAGGGCUCUGAGCCAACCCAGCACCUUCACUGGAGAAACCAGGAGCUCCAGGGACACACCCAUUCACACCUCUGCCUCGGCUGGACUGUGGAAAGACAGUGUAUCUCUCUCAGAAGGCCAGUGUAGUUCUCUGUCCUCUUCUCUGUGGGGUGGAGGUUACCAGUCCCAGACCAGCCCCUGUCUGCCCAUCCACCCAGACUUCUCCCCCAUCCCUGCAGGCUUCCAUGCCCCAGACAGAGCUCUGUGGACAGGCCACGCUCUGCCCCAGCCCAGCCUCCCUCCUCCAACCUCUAUCCCUGACCCCUGGGCCUACAGCCUCAGCCCCCAGACCUCCGCCAGCUGCACACACGUCCACGACGUCUACCCACCCACACACCCUCACACACACAUGCACCCCCGGCACACACACACAGUAUUACAUCCCCACCCGUCCCAUGACCCAGGCCUAAACCCCAGGUUCAGCCCUCUGCUCCUGACUGGUGUGAAGACUCAGAGCCCCCUAGCCCACAGCCCUGCUGGACACAGCACACACAGUAACACACACAGCAGCCAGAGCCCAGGGAUACACAGUGGUGUGAAGACAGAGGUGGAGCAGGCCAGCCCCCCAACCCUGACCCCUUCAGCCUGGCCAACAGCUCUACACACACCCAUGGAUAUCUACGACUCAGGUCUGGAUCAGGACAAAGUGAAGGCUGUUUGGUUCUGAGAGAGAGGAUAUGACACCCUGCCACUGAGCUGUGAUCAGCUCUAACAGAACCUCCUGGAACCACAUUGUUUUGUGGACUCGUUCUCUAGAAGACUCUCCACUCACUAGAAUAACUCAGAACUCCAGGGUGGUUUUAGGUUUCUCAGAAAUCCUUCUGGAGAAAUAUAGACUACUCUCCAUGCCUCACAAUCCACCAGGGAUACUUCAGAUCACUCUUUGGCAAAAUAUUUGUUCCUAAUUUGUACCAAAAGUAUUAGCUGGUUGAUUGGGAACUAGUAUCCCACAUGAGGGUUCUGUUUAAAGAACGUAGUUUGUGGGAUCACCACUCAGCCAAGCCUCUUUCUGAUCUUUUAAUAUUGUGUUAUGUGUGUAACUAGUUAUAUGUGUGUAAUUGACUGAAAUAUAUGUUGUAUAUACAGUAGUACUGUGAUCUGAAGUGAUUAUCAUUUCCGUAAAGUGUUUGAUUAUUGCUAAUUGUUUUUCACCAACCCUGUGUUGUCAUGUUGCCUAGUGUUCUGUAUGUGUGGAGAAAUGUCAUUAUUGAUGUGUAAUAAAUUGCUAAGUUCUAUUGGCAA
Messenger RNA from Oncorhynchus nerka (sockeye salmon), 2179 nucleotides. Its product is annotated as transcription cofactor vestigial-like protein 3. The coding region runs from base 516 to 1604 and encodes 362 amino acids. The transcript has 4 exons. Gene Ontology annotation, biological process: regulation of transcription by RNA polymerase II. Lineage: Eukaryota; Metazoa; Chordata; Actinopteri; Salmoniformes; Salmonidae. The record is from RefSeq and is a predicted model, not a curated record. Gene Ontology annotation, cellular component: nucleus.